UUUUUUAUUGUUUCUGUCUUUUUGUAUUUUUUUCAUAUUUUCAACUCUUAGAUAGACAAUAAGAAAAGUAGGCAAUUUCCAUAAAUAUCAUUUUAACGGUACCGAAUAAAAUCCAUUAUGAUUGAUAAAUAUACGGCGAUAAUAUUAUACGUACAUGUAGAAGACAUCGAAUGUACUAAAUCUAAAAUGAGGACAGUUCAGUUUAGCUCCAGUCUUUGUACAACGAUCGUGACCUACACCAAGGAAAUUAAACCACCCCGUAUUAUAUACUAUAUUGUCCGUCUUCUCAAGAAAGAUAAAAUGAAGAUUAAUAUCAUUUUUAUUAUCAUGCUGAUACAAUUUUUUGUAAAUUGUUUGAGUGUACCAGUAGCUAAAUACAUGGAGGGUCUUGGGAAGUUUUGCGGUUCAAAAUUGGCAAUUGAACUUUCUAUCUUAUGUAAGGGGAAGUACAAUGAAGCUAGAGGAAAUGUAAAUCAGCGCCCAAAACGUGGUAUUGUCGAAGAAUGUUGUUUAACAAGUUGUACAAGGAAAUACAUAAAAGAUAAUUAUUGUGGACCUGAAUCGACUGAACCAAAUAUACAGUUGAAAUAA
Messenger RNA from Rhopalosiphum maidis (corn leaf aphid), 591 nucleotides. RefSeq lists its product as uncharacterized. The transcript has 6 exons. The record is from RefSeq and is a predicted model, not a curated record. NCBI's taxonomy places the organism in Eukaryota, Metazoa, Arthropoda, Insecta, Hemiptera, Aphididae. Gene Ontology annotation, cellular component: extracellular region. The coding region runs from base 118 to 591 and encodes 157 amino acids. Gene Ontology annotation, molecular function: hormone activity.